This is a messenger RNA of Phacochoerus africanus (Common warthog), 2435 nucleotides long. RefSeq names its product coiled-coil domain-containing protein 3. Bases 16 to 831 code for a protein of 271 amino acids. The transcript is spliced from 3 exons. Gene Ontology annotation, biological process: negative regulation of gene expression. Gene Ontology annotation, cellular component: extracellular region. Lineage: Eukaryota; Metazoa; Chordata; Mammalia; Artiodactyla; Suidae. The record is from RefSeq and is a predicted model, not a curated record.
GCGCUCGACGCCGGCAUGCUGCGCCCGCUGCUGCUCGCCGCGCUCUGCCUGGCCGGCCGGCCCGGCCCCGCCCGCGGCUGCCAGCUGCCCUCCGAGUGGAGACCCCUGAGCGAGGGCUGCCGCGCCGAGCUGGCCGAGAUCAUCGUGUACGCCAAGGUGCUGGCGCUGCACCAGGAGGUGCCCGGCCUGUACAACUACCUGCCCUGGCAGUACGAGGCCAGCGACGCGGGGCUCUUCUACUCGGCCGAGAUAGAGAUGCUGUGUGACCAGGCGUGGGGCAGCAUGCUCGAGGUGCCGGCGGGCUCCAGGCUCAACCUCACCGGCCUGGGCUACUUCUCCUGCCACUCCCACACUGUGGUCCAGGAUUACUCCUAUUUCUUCUUCCUCAGGAUGGAUGAAAAUUAUAACCUCUUGCCUCAUGGAGUCAAUUUCCAAGAUGCCAUCUUUCCAGACACCCAAGAGAACCGAAGGAUGUUUUCCAGCCUUUUCCAGUUUUCGAACUGUUCCCAAGGGCAGCAGCUGGCGACAUUCUCCAGUGACUGGGAGAUCCAAGAAGACAAUAGGCUCAUGUGCUCCUCGGUGCAGAAGGCCCUGUUUGAGGAGGAGGACCACGUGAAGAAGCUGCAGCAGAAGGUGGCCACGCUGGAGAAGCGCAACAAGCAGCUGCGGGACCGGGUGAAGAAGGUCAGGAGGGCCCUGCGGCAGGCGCGCAAGAUCGGCCGCCACCUGGAGCUGCUGAACCGGAAGCUGAGCGAGAAGCUGGCCGGCCCGCUCCCGCACAUCAACGCGCUGGGGCAGGAGCCCGCGCGUGCCCCCUACCUGCGGGGGUAGCGCAGCUGGAGCCGGCGCCUCCCGCCGCAGAGGGGGCCUCUCACGGGGCGUGAAAGAGGGAGGCCGGGUUUGUACGUGCCCAUAGUUCAAGAACUCCUGUAGAUGAUAUUUGUAUUCUGCAUUCGGUAGCAUCUAGUUGGUUUCCAAGGCAAGUCUCACUGUCUCCUUGGCUGCAGGCUUCCUGUCCCUCCCUGGCCUGCUCCUAGAUCUGUCCUUGGUGCCAUGGGGACUGUCCUCAGCUUCCAGAAGCAGCCUGGAAAGUACACUUAUUAGGGAAAGAACGCUUUAGAAUCCCUAGAGGUAGAAGAACCCAAGGCCUUUGGCCUUGACUUCUGAAGAAAGGCAGUGUGGUCUCAGCUCAGAGCUGCAGGACAACCAUUAGUUUGGAGGAAUGAUUGGAAGCAAGUCAAGGAACCUUCUGGUGUCAUUAAGACUUAACGAGCUUAUUACAGUUCUGGGAAUGGGGUGGCAGGUAAUUAAACAAGAUGAAUUAUGUGGGAUUUCCCGCAUCAGCUCCCCAGACUUGCAGAGGCUUCGGGAAUUGCCUUUAUGGGCCUGUCAUGUCUCAUCAAACCACGUUCCUAAGUUGAAAGAGCCUGAACAGUAUUUCAGCCACUGCUAAAUUCUAGCUUACGGUUUGUGCAGUAUUUGCUUCCAACUUCUCUGAAUUUGAGGCGAGCUGACCCAGUACGCUGUGAACUUCAGUUGUGCAAAGAUACUUCCUUACCUCCUAGGAGCAGGUGACCUCGCCUCAUCCCCAUCUGGGGUCCCAAAGGCCCUGGUGCAGGCGUUCUGGCCUUGGCUGCUUUAUGAAGGUAUUUCCCACUCACCAGGACUUCCCAGACCCUGGGGUAGUGUCUGCACAUUAGCCCACUUCUCACUGCAUCAGAUCCUGUGUGUAAUCACUUCAUCGUCAUUGGAAAGAAAACUUUCGACACAGUACUGCAAGUAAAAGGUACUGACGACACCUGAGCCCUUGGCUUAGCCACACGGGAUGGAGCCCAGUUGUGGGAUGAAGAAGGCAUUUCAGGGACCACCUCUUGGUUAUCCUCCAAUCCAACCAAUUUCUCUUCCCGGCUGCUCCAGGUGGAAGCUGCUGGCCCCUCAGCAGGGCAUGCUCUCCAUGGACACCCCACCCCACUCCCCCAGACACCGCAGGGCCUGAUCCCGCCCUCCUCCCAUUGGCAAUGCCAGUGUCCCAUGUCCAUCCACUGCCUUACUGCCUUUAGAAAAACCACGUCCCCGUGGCUCUGGCAGCCUGUCAGGGGCAUAAGCCUUAUGUUACCUGAGUCUUGGUGGCAGGUGAUGGCCACAGGGGAGAAAUCAAUGCCCUGGACUGCCCAGCAUGGGGACUUCUGCUCAGGGCUCUUCCUAGCCAAGCUUCCGCCAGCACUUUAUCACCGAAUCCUUCAUAGCGUGUAGAACAGAAGGCGCGUCUUCUAGCUCAUUCUUCCUGGGGACGUUUCACUACAGCAGUUUUGCACCGGAGGGAAUGACAAGCCUAAGGGUGAUGUACAGCCCAUGUCUGGAGAACUGUGGGAGCUGGAUCUCUACGGAUGCAGCAUGUUCUGCCUUUUCAAUAAAUACCAGCAAUGUUUCGGCUA